Messenger RNA from Megalobrama amblycephala (Wuchang bream), 884 nucleotides. Its product is annotated as complement C1q-like protein 4. Bases 272 to 658 code for a protein of 128 amino acids. The transcript has 2 exons. The record is from RefSeq and is a predicted model, not a curated record. NCBI's taxonomy places the organism in Eukaryota, Metazoa, Chordata, Actinopteri, Cypriniformes, Xenocyprididae. Gene Ontology annotation, molecular function: protein binding.
AAAUGUUAGUGUAAAGUUGAGUGUAUACUGUGUAAAUUGUGUUAUCUAUUACAAUAAUCAGUGUAAAUGUCAUUUAACAGAAUCUUUAUUCCUUCACAGAAAUUUCAAAUCUUACUCUGAGUCAAGUGGAGUUGAGAAAGGAAAAUAGAGGUGAAAGUGUGCUUGAAUGAUGUUAAAUUCAGUGUAUUCAUUCUCAGUGUAAUACAGUAAUAUAUCACAAUAUUGCUUAUGUUUUUCAAUAACAGACAGAGAAAUAGCUUUUUCAGCUUCAAUGAUGGAAUCUGGCAGUGGAUUUAUUGGUCCUUUUACCACUGAAAUCACACUAACCUACAGGAACGUCUUCACAAACAUAGGGAACGCCUACAACCCAAUUACAGGUAUUUUCACAGCCCCACUGAAAGGAGCGUACAUGUUCAGAGUCUCUGUAUAUGGUCAUGGCCCAACUGCAGCAACUGCAGACAUUGUUAAGAAUGGAAAGGCUGUGGUUAUUGCACAUGAUAAUAGGCCUCAGAAUGAUUUAAACUCUUCAAAUGGAGUUGUGUUGAUCCUGGAGGUUGGAGAUGUUGUCUAUGUGACACUUUGGUCUGGCAGGAGGAUAUUUGAUAACAAGAGUAACCACAGCACAUUCAGUGGUUAUCUACUGUUUCCUUUAAGAUAACAGGAGAUUUGAAAAAUGUGAUUCCAAUAAUUCCGAACCUUCAGUGUAUGAUUUAGGAAGAAAAUUGUAAAGAAUCAUUAACAUAUGAACCUGUAUUAAUGAGGACUAAUGUGUGUUUGAAAUUUGCAGUAGAUUACUGUAUUAAAGUCAGUAUAAUAAACUAUAUUCAUAAGUUCUGAUCUGUCUAUACAUGCAAGUUUGUAUAAAGAGUUUCAGCACUGAGACA